Cyprinus carpio (common carp) is the source of this 2132-nucleotide messenger RNA. RefSeq names its product DDB1 and CUL4 associated factor 12 (gene dcaf12). Gene Ontology annotation, molecular function: protein binding. The record is from RefSeq and is a predicted model, not a curated record. NCBI's taxonomy places the organism in Eukaryota, Metazoa, Chordata, Actinopteri, Cypriniformes, Cyprinidae. Gene Ontology annotation, cellular component: Cul4-RING E3 ubiquitin ligase complex. The coding region runs from base 422 to 1870 and encodes 482 amino acids. The transcript is spliced from 9 exons.
ACGCUUGACCUUGUUUUUGUUGAUGUUUGACUGGAUUGCGGCUGCGCGCGGCGCUGUACGUUGUCGGAUGACGCGUUUUGUCAGGAGAACAACGGACAGAGAGAGAAAGAAGAUAGGUGAAAAGUGUGAGCUCGGUGCAGGGGAGGGGCAGCAGUACCCUCGUAGCUCCUCCACACAGACGAAAACCAAACAAGCCUGCCCUAAAUACGACCUAAAUCCAACGAAUCGGUGAUCGGCCACUGGAACGGAAUCGGACGGUUAUUCGAUUCAGAACCGUCCGACUCGACUCGGCUGGAUUCGAUUAGUCGCGCCGCUUCACCAGCCCAGAGGCCGCCGAAACAACCCCAUCGCCAUUAUAUGAUACACUUCCCAGCGUCGCUGCUGCCCUCCAUGUGGGUGAGGGACCUGUGCGUGUCGGGCUAUGGCGAGAAAAACAGUUAGCAGGAAAAGGAAAGCAGAGGAGCCCAAGGAACAACAGUUUGACUGGUGUCAGUCUGCGAUUAAGCGUGCCCGCGUGUCCAGCUCAGCGCGUCAUGCCCAGCCCUGGUGGCAGAGCCGGCAGUCGGUGGUGUGCUCUGUGAGAGGAAGGGAGUUCCGCCCGCAGCAGCAGCAUGAGUGGAGCUUCCAGCGGAGCCUGCGCGGAUUCGCUGCCGGACGCAUCCCAGGAAUCCUCAGAGAGAGAGAGUUCUCCCUCGGCCGCCUUAACAAGGUGUUCGCUUCCCAAUGGCUCAACCACAGGCAGGUGGUGUGCGGGACCAAAUGCAACACGCUAUUUGUGGUGGAUGUCCUCUCGGGACAGAUCACCAGGAUACCCAUGCUGAAAGACAGAGAGGGAAGGGCAGAGGUUUCCCAGGGUUUGAGUGGAGUGGGAGGCAAUUUCCACUUCCACAAUCCAGGGUCAGUUGGCGGUCUAGAUGUCCAGCAGGGAUGUGGCAUCCACGCCAUUGAGCUGAACCCCUCUCGUACAUUGUUGGCUACUGGAGGAGACAACCCCAACAGCCUGGCAGUGUACAGACUUCCCACUCUUGACCCUGUCUGCGUCGGGGAUGAUGGACACAAUGACUGGAUAUUCUCUAUUGCAUGGAUCAGUGACACCAUGGCAGUCUCAGGAUCUCGUGACGGUUCCAUGGGUCUGUGGGAGAUAUCAGAGGAGGUGCUGACUCAGGCCGAGAAGUGUCAGAAUGUGGAAGGUGUUCCUUGUUACUCCCACAUCUCUCACCGCGCUCUCAAAGACAUCCCGAAAGAGUACACUCACCCCUACAACUGCAAAGUGCGCGCACUGGCCUUCAACAACAGCCAUAAGGAGUUGGGUGCUGUUUCUUUAGAUGGAUAUUUCCAUCUGUGGAAGGCAGAAGACAACCUGUGCAAGGAGCUUUCUACCAAACUCCCUUACUGUAAGGAGAAUGUGUGUUUAGCAUAUGGUCUGGACUGGUCUGUUUAUGCAGUCGGCUCUCAGGCACACGUUUCCUUCCUUGACCCCCGGCAGUCAUCUCAGAACAUCAAAUCCGUGAGCUCCAGGGAGCGUGGCAGUGGUAUUCGCUCUGUGAGCUUCUAUGAACACAUAGUGACGGUAGGCACUGGCCAAGGUUCCCUGCUCUUCUACGAUAUCAGGGCCCAGCGUUUUCUGGAUGGUCCAUCCAGCUCACCCGGCGGGUACCGGAAUCGCACAGCAGAGGGCAUCCUGAAACUCAACACAGGGAGAGGAUGGCUGAAUCACGACGAAACAUGGAGAAGCUACUUUUCCGACGUCCACUCCUUCCCGAACGCCAUAUACACACACUGCUACGACGACUCCGGCACCAAACUCUUCGUGGCUGGCGGCCCCCUGUGUUCUGGCCUACACGGAAACUACGCUGGCCUCUGGAGCUAACCUCCAUCAUCCCUCCAUUUUGCUCUCACGUACCAUGUGCUUACAGGCCAUCUUCCAUUUUUCUUCUCACUCUUUUUCACUUCCGUUUUAGCUUCUAUCCAAGAUUAUCCUCUAUUUCUCAAAGGACUCAGGAGCAUGGAUGUGAUUCUCAACCGUUUUUGUGCUUGGUCUUAUGUCUUUUGAUUUUCAUUUGCCUGUUGUACUCCUGAAUUUACAUGUGUGUGUUUUUUUUUUUUUUUGUGUGUGUGUGUGUGUGUGUGUG